Prorocentrum cordatum is the source of this 855-nucleotide messenger RNA. NCBI's taxonomy places the organism in Eukaryota, Dinophyceae, Prorocentrales, Prorocentraceae. The record is from the annotation of a GenBank genome assembly.
CGCGCGGGCUCCGAGGGUUCAUGCUUAUGCCGUUGCUUGCUCCCCGGCCAUCGUGUCCCUGCUCACCCACCUCACGCGGCAGUUCUUCGACGACGAGGUGGAGGCCCAGCUGGAGGAGGCCGCGCGCUUCACCCGGCGCCGGGGCAUGUCGCUGGAGUUGCAGAAGAGGGUGGAGCACAACCUGCGCUACCAGAUCGGCGUGGAGCGCAGCCUGAUGAGGCCCGAGUUGUUCGCGCGCCUGUCCCCCGCGAUCCAGAGGGAGCUGUCCCUGGAGCUGCUGCGCAGCACGGUGCUGAGGUUCCCGCUCUUCCGCGACGUCCAGCACUCCUUCAUCGCCGAGCUGGCGCAGGUGCACACUUUCGUCUCCUGCCUGCCCGGCGACCUCGUCGUGGACGAGGGGCAACUCAUGCAGGAGGUCGUGUUCGUCCUCCGGGGCCGCCUCCUCGUGCGCUGCUCCCAGGACGCCGACGACAGCCUCCUCGACGCCGGCGACCCCGCCGACGCCCCCAGCAGAGGGGACCUGAGGGAGGUGGACCUCAUGGCCGGCGCGUGGUUCGGGGAGGCGUCCCUCUUCUUCGCGGACCGCGUGCGCACCGCCGCCGCCGGCGCGGUGGCCGACUCCGAGCUGGCGGUGCUCGGCGCCAGCGCGUACCACAAGGUGGUGUGCAAGUUCCCCAGGCUCCUCCGUCGGCACCGCAGCAUCGAGCAGGCGUUGCACAGCGGCGCCCUCGCGCUGAAGGAGUUGGCCUACAGGCCGCCCAAGCCGCAGGCCAGCCCGCGCAACUGGUGCGACUUCCUCCCCGCGCUCGCGGAGCCCGGCCGCGCGCGGCGCCGCAGCACCCGCCCCUCUGAGGC